Talpa occidentalis (Iberian mole) is the source of this 1152-nucleotide messenger RNA. It is a transcript of the gene SELENOS, whose product is annotated as selenoprotein S. NCBI's taxonomy places the organism in Eukaryota, Metazoa, Chordata, Mammalia, Eulipotyphla, Talpidae. The transcript has 6 exons. Gene Ontology annotation, cellular component: Derlin-1-VIMP complex; endoplasmic reticulum membrane; Derlin-1 retrotranslocation complex. The record is from RefSeq and is a predicted model, not a curated record. Gene Ontology annotation, biological process: retrograde protein transport, ER to cytosol; endoplasmic reticulum unfolded protein response. The coding region runs from base 13 to 576 and encodes 187 amino acids.
UCGGCGGCGGCCAUGGAGCAGGACGGGGAGCAGCUCGCCGCGCGGCCGGCCCUGGAGACGGAGGGGCUGCGUUUCCUGCACGUCACGGUGGGCUCCCUGCUGGCCACCUAUGGCUGGUACAUCCUCUUCAGCUGCAUCCUUCUCUACGUGGUCUUUCAGAAGCUCUCCACCCGGCUGAGGGCCUUGAGGCAGAGGCAGCUGGACCAGGCUGCAGCAGCUGUGGAGCCUGAUGUUGUUGUUAAACGACAAGAGGCUUUAGCAGCUGCUCGUUUGAAAAUGCAAGAAGAAUUAAAUGCCCAAGUUGAAAAACAUAAGGAAAAACUAAAACAGCUUGAAGAAGAAAAAAGGAGACAGAAGAUUGAAAUGUGGGACAGCAUGCAAGAAGGGAAAAGUUACAAAGGAAAUACAAGAAAGCCUCAGGAAGACGACAGCCCUGGGCCUUCUCCUUCAGUCAUCCCCAAACGAAAAUCUGAAAGAAAGCCAUUGCGGGGAGGUGGUUACAACCCUUUGUCUGGUGAAGGAGGGGGAGCCUGCUCCUGGAGGCCUGGACGCAGAGGCCCAACAUCUGGUGGAUGAGGCUAAGAAUCUUGUUAGUGUCGCCUUUGACAUUAGCAAGAUGAGUCCUUCACCCUCAAUUCAAUUGCCUUAACGCACUUUUCACAGUGACUAGCCAAGGGGAGUGGAGUUUCUUUUCUUUGCUCUACCUGCAUCUUUAAGGGAUAAAGCCAGCAUGCCAGAAUCAAUUCAGCAGGUCAUUGGUCACACUUCACUACAGCCAGUGAUUCUGUUCAUUGAUUUCAUGGGUAAUUGCUAGUUGGUAGGUAAAAGCCCCAAGGUGAUUAACAAUUUUGAUAAAAGAGGUCAUUGAAAUUAUAAGGCCCUGCUGGUAGGACGUCUCUGUGAUCGGUUGCGUUGUAUGAUGUCUUCCUUGUAAAUGGUGAGCCCACCGGCAAGGAUUACUGAUGCAGACAGUUAUUGAGGUAGUUUCUGUAUAUUUGUUUUUAUGUACAGAACUUUGUAGAAAACUUGUAAAUAUUAAAAAAAAAAAUGCAAAGAACAUUUAUAGUGUCUUUAUUACUUUAAAUUUCCGUAUGGACUUGAAUUUGUCAAACAUUAAACAGGUUUUUAUCAUGCACCAUCUCCUGUUUAUUU